CCGAGGCAACAGCCCCGCGCGCAGCAGACCCAAGAAGGUGCUCGAGGUGGUCAAGCAGCAGCAGCAGCAGCCCGAGGGCCCCGACAGCGCCAGGGAGAAAGCGCCGCCCCACGCGGGCGGGAAGGAGCCCGGCCUCGGCAAGGAGCCGCCGUCGGGGGGCAGCCACGGGUGGUGCCGGCCAGCCGGCAGGCGCACUGCACGCAGGUGCGCACCCGGCGGCUGAUGAAGGAGCUGCAGGACAUCGCCCGCCUCAGCGACCGCUUCAUCUCGGUGGAGCUGGUGGACGAGAGCCUCUUCGACUGGAACGUGAAGCUGCACCAGGUGGACAAGGACUCGGUGCUGUGGCAGGACAUGAAGGAGACCAACACCGAGUACAUCCUCCUCAACCUCACCUUCCCGGACAACUUCCCCUUCGCGCCGCCCUUCAUGCGGGUGCUCAGCCCGCGCUUGGAGAACGGCUACGUCCUCGACGGCGGCGCUAUCUGCAUGGAGCUGCUCACGCCCCGCGGCUGGUCCAGCGCUUACACCGUCGAGGCGGUCAUGCGCCAGUUUGCCGCCAGCCUGGUCAAAGGCCAGGGCCGCAUCUGCAGAAAAGCUGGAAAAUCAAAAAAGUCCUUCAGUCGUAAGGAAGCUGAAGCCACCUUUAAGAGUUUGGUGAAGACCCAUGAAAAGUAUGGGUGGGUUACUCCUCCUGUGUCUGAUGGCUGAUAUCCUUUGCAACCCACACAUCAGACGCUAAACAGAACAACAUAAUGACAAAAAUGAAGUACUCUCUUUGACAUUUCCUUAAUGCUGUAUACCACAUCCAUCCUUUUUCUACUUCAGCUUCUGUUAGAUAUCAUGAAUGUCAAGAAGACAUCCAAAUUAUUUAUGAACAGAUCUGUUUGCAAAGGGAGGGAAGGGAAAUGCUAUAUAAGAUUAUAUUUUAAAACUGGCGAAUGAUCCGCUUGAUCAUCUUUAAAGUCACUUUAGAGCAGAUGCUGAAAUUGUAUCACUUGCCCCCCCCCACCAGCCCCUGCCCUGUUCUUCCAUCCAAGCCACAUUGUCACUGCUUGUUCCCAUGGCACAGCAACACCAACCAGCGGUACUGGAAACUCCAUCCAUUGUUGCUUAGUUCAUUUAAAUGUAAAACGAAGCAGUUAAUAUUUAAAUAGGGAAACAGUGCAUUGCAGAUCCAUGUUUGCUAUACUGUUUUAAUCUGUGUUUCCAAGCAGGUUGACCUAACUUGAAGAUGUGUUUUCUUUUGUUUUUUGUUUUUUUCCUGUGGAGCUGUGGUCUGCUGUGGCUAAAUUUUAGACCUCAUUUGUGCUCUGUAAUAUGACCUUCAGUUCAUGAAAACAGAAGUCUAGCAAAGACACAAGCUCUGAUGUUUUUCUAAAAACACCCAGUUGGUCAAAAUGUGCUAGCUAUGGUAAUAUUGUGGUGUGCUGUUGUUCCUGAUAAAACCAAUGUGAUCACAUGAAGGUCAGUUGAUGAAUUUUCUGGGUCCAGGAUGCAAGAGGGGUGGGUGGGCAAAUGCAUCAUAUCUUCCCUAUUGGAUGAGGUAUUAUUACAACAGCAUAUUUACCUGUCCACUUUUGCAGCAGCCAGACUAGGCAAAAGACAGACAAAUUUAAUCUUAAGUAAAUGGUACUCAAUUCGAAAUGAUGAACCUGUUACUAAAGUGAAGUCAGAUUUUUUUUUAGGCAUUUCUGUGACUAUUUGCAUGCCUAGAUUUUCCUGACCCCAAACAUAAUAAAGUACAUGAAGCCCCAUGUCAGAGAAUUAGUGAAUAUAAAUGUCCAGCAGAGUCCCAAAGGAUUUAAAGACUCCAUAUUAUGUUCCUAAGAAUACAACAGGUGAGUGUGAAAUGUGGAACCCAAAUGGAGAAUUGUGUUGGACGCAUUCUAAAUAAAAUCACCCAAACCA
This is a messenger RNA of Pogona vitticeps (central bearded dragon), 1908 nucleotides long. It is a transcript of the gene UBE2QL1, whose product is annotated as ubiquitin conjugating enzyme E2 QL1. Lineage: Eukaryota; Metazoa; Chordata; Lepidosauria; Squamata; Agamidae. The record is from RefSeq and is a predicted model, not a curated record.